CAAAUUCUCAUUAAUGUCAAAUUAUUUUGGAACUUUUCUCAAACCAUACGUGUAAAAUUUUGGCUCUUUUUCGUUUUUCUUCAAAAAUAGUCUCAACGUUAUUAGCUUUCGUGAUAGACAUAUAAAUAUAAUUAACAAAAAUUUCCGAGUUGAAGUGAAGUGGAUGAGAGAGAUGGAUCCACAUGGUGUACCACAGAAGAUUAAUCGGCAUGUAUUCAAGGCCGUCAACUUCUUCAUGAACCAUCACAAUGGUUCUAGUUUUCCCGAAAUUUAUCAAUUUGUCAAGUUAUGUAAUAAAAAUUUAAUGCCAGUAGCGAACUUAAAGGACACUGUACGAAAGUCAUUGAAUAAUUUUCAACGUGUCGGUCUUGUACAAAAAGAUCGAACGCAACGGUUCAAAUUGAGACCCCGAUGCCAUGGGGAAGGAUUCUGUCAUGGAAUUGCGAAGAAAACCAAGAAAAAAACUGCUCCCACGGAGAGCAAUGAAAGCGGGGUACGUCCAGAAGGUCCAGUCAAGCCGAAAAAGAGGAAAAGCAGUGAUUCCUCCCUCGACAGCGCAAAUGGAGGGAGUGCAAAAAAGCGACAACGCGGAGGUGCGCACAAAAAAACUCUAGAAGAAAGGAAAGGUAAAAAAACAGAUUUACCUAGAGCAAGAAGGCAUCAAGGUGGCCCUGGAGGUGGCUCCAAUGUACCCCAAAACGAGGCAGGGCUAGGAACGAAUGGAUCUAAGAUUAAUUUGUCAGGCAAUGAUGCGGAUGACGAAAAAAGUCCCCGGGGGAUGGAUUUUGACGAGGUGAAUCGAGUAGAGUCUGAGAUGGGGGAUAAAAGCGAUGGGGAGGAUUAUCAAGCCCAAUCCGAGACAAAUUUACUCAAAACGAAUGAGGAUGCACCACAGCCAGAUAAUACGAACGAUCCUCAACCAACUGUUGCAUAACGUCCAGAAUGGGUUUUUAUUCAGUGUGUGUACAUAUAUGUUAUCGUCUUUCCUUUAGUUCGUAACUGGUCUGUAAAUUACUGUGUGCAAUUAAAUAACAUAAGAAUGAAUGUUUUUCA
Hermetia illucens (black soldier fly) is the source of this 1053-nucleotide messenger RNA. RefSeq lists its product as uncharacterized. The coding region runs from base 164 to 934 and encodes 256 amino acids. The transcript has 6 exons. The record is from RefSeq and is a predicted model, not a curated record. NCBI's taxonomy places the organism in Eukaryota, Metazoa, Arthropoda, Insecta, Diptera, Stratiomyidae.